Messenger RNA from Cuscuta campestris, 5763 nucleotides. The record is from the annotation of a GenBank genome assembly. NCBI's taxonomy places the organism in Eukaryota, Viridiplantae, Streptophyta, Magnoliopsida, Solanales, Convolvulaceae.
AGAUAGGCAACUUUCAAUGCUAGCAAUAUUCUGUUGUGUUGGUUUGAAGUCAACAAUCACAGACAAAGUCCUUUGUAUUUAAUAUCAUCUAUGCCUGGCAACGGAGUUGGAGAUAGGGUCCACAAUUUCUUUGCUCAAGACACCUUUUCACCGGGGCAGCAUCAGCCAGAGGUAUUGGACAAGAAUCAACCAGGUCUGAAUAAUUAUCUGUGGGCUGGAAACCAGGGACCUAAUUGUGUUCCAAGUUACACAACAAAAGGUUUUAAUUUACAACAAUCAGUAGUCGACACAGGUAGAGGAUCAAACAGUCACUUGGCGAAUGGACCACCUGGCUUGAACUUCACUCGAUUUACUUCAAGGCCUGAGAUUCAGCUGCAGAGCCAGCAGCAAAGUUUCAAUGGAUAUACAUAUGGAAAUCUUUAUGAAACCCGGCAGGAUGAAGGAAACUUUCUGGCAGCGGAUUCUGAUAAGCAAAAUGUAGCUUCAGCUGGAUCUUUUUAUGAACAAUCACUGCAGGGAGUGGGUCUUCAGCAUCAAGCACAGAUGGUCAAUUCUGGAGCUUCUCUAUCUUCUGGUAAUUUUGGUCUUUUUGGUGGUCAUCAACAAAUGAGUCGUCAGCAAUUGAACAUGCUGCAACCUCUGCAGCUCCAGCAGUCUGGCCUCAAAGACAUGCAUCAACUACAACAGCAAGUAAUGUUCAUGAGGAUGCAAGAAUUUCAAAGGCAACAGAAACUUCAGCAACCAGAUGCUAGACAACAAAAUCCACAAAACCAGACUUUUCCACUGGUUAACAGCAAUAUUCAUUCCAGAGCACUGGGCUUUUCAGGGGCAGCAGAUAAUAGUAACACAAACUGGUUACAAGGUAGCUCUUCCGCGUUGCAAGUAUCCUCUAAUGGUGUUCCAUCUAGCAAUCAUGGUCAAGGACAUCAUAUGAUGGGUCUGACUCCUCAACAGAUUGAUCAAUCUCUUUUCGGAGUUCCUGUUUCUACUUUGAGAACUGGUGGAAUCCCCUCCAGCCAGUAUUCCCAAGCAGUGACUGAUAAGCUACAAAUGCAGCAGUCUGCUUCCUUUAGUACUUCAAUACCAUUUCAACAAUAUGCUCAAUCACCUGAUCAAGUUGGUGUUCAGGAUGCAACUACUGUUUCGAGACAGAGAUUCAUAAGUGAAAAGUCAGUUGGACAUGGUCCUAACCAAAGUCUAUAUAAUGCAAUUAAUAUGGAGAACCUUCAGGAAGUGAAUGCCAUUCAACAUAGGGAAGCCAUACAAGAGUUCCAAGAAAGAGAGGAAGCUGCUAGUCCUUCAAUGAACCCACAAGAGAAAGCAUUAAACAAAAUUCGUUCCCCACCCAAUGAAGUUGGUCUUGAUCCUACAGAGGAAAGAAUUUUGUUUGGUUCAGAUGAUAAUAUAUGGGCUGCGUUUGGAAAGAGUGUUAAUACGGGUGAAGAGGCCUCCAAUUCACUUGAUGCUUCAGGAUUACUGAAUGGGUUCCCUUCUAUUCAAGCAGGUACAUGGAGUGCUCUAAUGCAGUCUGCUAUUGCAGAAGCAGCUAGUACAGAUUUAGGACCACAAGAAGAGUUGAGCGGUUUGAACUUUCAGAGCACGGUUGUUCCUUCACGGAAUCAAAAUGUUUCAAUGAAUAAUAAUGGGAGGCAACCGAGUACUUUGAUGGAUGCCCACAUCCCUAUUGCAUCAUCCAUGAAUCACGAGGCCAGUCAGCCUUCUGACAGCGAUAAUAUGAAGAGUAGUUCUGUCAACCAUCCAGGAUUUCAGCAAUUUGGACAUAAAUAUAUCAAUGACAUCAGCCAAAAAAUGCAAAUAAAUUCUGUGCAUAGACUUGUUCAACCAUCUGAGGAAAACAGCAAGUGGCCAGCUGUUGCACCAAUGCAGACGAGCACAUCACAUGUUUUUGAUAGGGAAGUUGAUUCCAAAAUGGUUUCCAGUUCAUGGAUAGAUGAGCUUGAUAGACCUAGUAAAACGCAUGAUAAAAUAAAUGAUUGGGAUGCUCUUGGGUCCACAGUGCCCACAGAAGAUGCUUCUGCUAGGAUUCAUUCAAGUCAGAACUGCUCAAAUUCUUUAGGUAGCAGUCAAAACAUAGGCAUACAUGGAGACACUGUGCAUACUGGUGCUUUCUGGAAAGUUGAUCCUGAAACACAUGGAGCUGCAAAUUUUGAGCUUACAAGAUAUUCUCCUGCUAGUGGCCCAGUUAAUUCAGAGCUUCUUUGCUCAAAAGGUGCUGAAACUUUUGUGAAGCACAGUUCUUUGAGUGGCACAGAAGAAAGCAGUAGAUUUCUAUUGAAUAACAGUCCGAAUCAAGUUAAGCAUUGGAAGAAUGCUAAUACUUCAGCCAAGGGUAAAGAAACUCUAGGUUUUGAGAGAUCACAUUUUCACAAUAUCAAUGAUCAUAAUUUGAACUCGCUAGAAACCACAUCUCAAGAAGAUAGAACGCAUGAGGCCGAUAUCUACAAUAAGCCGGAAAACUCCAAUGACAGCUACCGGUCCAAUGUUUCACACCAAAAUUCUGCUGGAAGCUGGAGGGAAAAUGUUUUGUUAGAUUCCAGUGAUUCAAGGUCUCUUUUUACUGGCAAGGAGAAGUUGUCCAAUAACACAGGGAAAAAAAGUUCUGCUCGUAAAUUUCAUUAUCAUCCCAUGGGAAAUUUGGAUGAAUAUGUAGGUUCUCCUAAUGCAUUGCAAAAGAUUCUCUGUACACAGGCCAUGACCUCGCAGACAGCGCAUGUUGUCCAGUCUAAGCUUUUCAUUCAGGGGCAAUCAUCUAAUGUUCUAAGAGAUGGCCAAGGGCUAGCUGAUGUGCACACUCAGAGUUGUUUUUCGAGCUCUGUGUCUAAUAUGUCUGUGCCUUUUACAGGAUCUGUUGAUAUUCCUCCCCAACUCACAGCUUCUCCAUCUUCUAGUCCAAGCAUGCUACAACUUCUUCCCAAGGUGGAUCAAUCAAGAGUGUUUGGCACCACAAUGCCUAAAGCAGAAAACUCUGAUGGGUCUGUUGUGCGCCAGUAUCCUAGUCACUCAUCAGCUGCUCAAGUAUUUGGUCUCCAACUUGGCCCUCCAUCUCAGUUCACGCCUGUUCACAACAAUUUACUCUCAUCUCAAAGUUCUAUGCGAACUGUUUGUUCGUCAUCCCCGAGUCAAUCUGUUGUUGAGAUUGGUGACAAGGCAUAUAUAGCCUCAAUGUCCCAAGUCAAAUCCUUCCUUUCUAGUGAAACAGCCCAAGUAGAGUUUGCCAUCAAAUCUGAAGUUCUAAGAAAUGGCAAUAAUGAGUACAACCAAAAUGAGAUGACCGGAGAAUUUCAUCCACCAUUGAGUUCUGGAUUACCCUAUUCAAGAAGCCGGGUUAAAAAUCAACUGAUGGAGUUGAAAAGCCAGUCUCCCAGUAGAUCAUUUAAGGAUACAACCUGUUUCACUGAGGAAGAUGAUUCACAUAGGGAACCAUCUUGUGGUCUAUCAGCGAAAAAAUUCUCUCAUGAAGUGGCUAGCAAUAUUGCAUGUCCUAACUUACCUAACUCGUUGGGGAUGUGUAAGCAGGCUAGUUCCAUUGAUUCCCAUGAAACCCCUGAAAGAUCAGUUGAUAAUUCCUUACUUGCUUCUCAGCUUCUUUCAAGUUCAAUCAUGUCUCAACAGGCAUCCUUGGCAAAGACCAUGGAUAAUACAUGGAACACAUCUCAGGAAAAUCCAUGCUUGCACCAAUCAAAUGUUGUGGGUACAUUUUCUGCUACAGAAAACCGAGGAGAUCGAGAUGCAAACACCGGAGGAAAUUCCUCGACUGAAGUUUAUGCAAAUGAUUUGAACCCGCUGGGUCAAUUACACCGAGAAGAGGAACAGAUGAAGGAAAGACAUCAGCAUGUAUCAUUGAGUAGUUCUGACAUUGUUGAGAAGACGAAUAAAGCUCAGGAAGAACACAUCAUAAAUAAUCCAUCUGAUGUAUAUCCUGUUUUUUCGGCAUCAAUGCAAAGAGAUAUUGAAGCCUUCGGGCGAUCUUUGAAGCCUAAUAACUUUUCUCAUCAGAAUUUCUCAUCACCAAACCAGAUUCAGUAUAUGAAGAAUGAGGAAAUUGAACACAGUAAGGCUCUAAAAGGAUCCCGUCCCUCGGAUGACAGUUCUGUUUGCAUGCAAGUUAAGCAUGUGGUUGUUCCCUCAGUGGAUUCUAGAAUGCCAAAAUUCUCGGAGCCGGGUCAUAUGGAAAUAAACAUGACUUCUCAAGAAGUAAAUGCACCUACCCAGGAAAUGCAUGGAAUUCAUAUGGAUGAUUCUCGAACCAUUUCUCUUCGAAAUAAUGCAAAUUCUGUUAAAUUCAAGCACACCCAUGUUAGUCCACAAAUGGCGCCAACAUGGUUUAAUCAUUUUGGAUCUGGAACCUUUAAGAAUGGGCAGGUUUUGCAUGAUGCACAAAAAGUAUCUGUCACGAAUAUGGGUGAACCACCUCUCGUUCUUGACAAGUCCUUCAGCAGUUUGCAAAUGUUUAAAACAAAGCAGCAAUUGGUACCUGCUAAUAAUGAUACAGGUCAAGAUGUUAAGCCUAGCUUGCACUCCAUUCCUGCUGCUGCUGAGCAGUUUUGCUCUUCCCCUUCAUUAUCCGUGGGCAUGGGUGAUCCACAUUCCCUGUUAAGACCCAAGAAGCGCAAGCAUAUUUCAUCUCACUUGAGUCCUUGGUGUGAUGUAGUUUCACAGGGCUCAUGUAAUCUUCAGACUAUCAGCUUUGCUGAAUUGGUUUGGGCAAAAGUGGUGAAUCGUGUUGCUGAAAAGGUUGAGGAAGAUGUUGACUUAAACGAAAAUGCCCCCCCAAGACAUAGAGCAAGAAGAAGACUUGUCUUGUCUACUCAGCUUUUGCAGCAAGUAUUUCCACCCCCACCAAAAAUGAUUCUCUCUGCAAAUUCCUAUGCAGAAUAUGAGGCUGUUGCUUAUUCAGUUUCUAGAUUGGUAUUGGGUGAUGCAUGUGGCAUGGUUUCUAGGUCUAAUGACAAUCCUAGUAUGGGAGCUGAUGGCACAGAAAGGAUAUCAAGCAAGUGUAAAGAAUUGGAAGACAAUGAUCAUCAUCUCUCUAAAGUUAUUGAAGAGUUCACUGAGAGGGCAAGAAUCUUAGAAGAAGAAUUUUUGAAGCUAGACAGGAGAUUGUCAUUGGUGGAUUUGGUGACCGAAAACCAAGAUUUGGAGAAGUUCUCUGUCAUUAACAGGUUUGCAAAGUUCUAUGGCCGGGGCCAAGCUGAUGGUGCAGCCGCACCAUCAACGUCGUCGGAUUCGGCCACACAUCUUUGCAACCCUUUUGCCCAGAGAUAUGUGACUCCACUCCCCAUGCCUAGGGAUCUCCCGACUGGGGUACAAUGUUUCUCCCUGUGAUUAUAUGUCAAUAGCCUUCCCCACCCCCUCCCCGCACCGUUUUCCAUUCCAAAAGUCUCCCUGCACUUGCCCUCCAUGUGGGUUAUAUACUGACAACUGGAAGGAACAGUGGAAGGAACAGCAGGAGAAUGUAUAUGCUCUUCAUAGUCUUCAAGCUGCACAGAGACGAGGUAUCCUUUUUUUUCGGUGAGUGGGGAUGGGUUUUAGCCCGGCCUGUCACACAGAGAAAUCAACACACAGUUUAACCAAUUUCCAUGUUUUCCUACUGGUAUGUACAUACUUACGAAAUAGCCUUUUGUAAGAUUUAAGAGGCUUCUAUUUGUUUAAUUACUUCUGCCAUCAUCAUCUCUUUUUAUGCGUAUGAUUCUGGUCCAAAGGUCUCAAUUUUUUUUGGCUGUAUAAAAAGUUCCCAGCUGU